Molecule: messenger RNA, 377 nt
Organism: Spirometra erinaceieuropaei
Lineage: Eukaryota; Metazoa; Platyhelminthes; Cestoda; Diphyllobothriidea; Diphyllobothriidae
Source: the annotation of a GenBank genome assembly
AUGGAUCUUGCGCCUCACUCACUAGCCUGUUUAUUCGCGUACAUCCGAUGUUUCGAAAUAGGUAAUGUGAACAAAAGGGAAAUCAUUUGAAGCACUAGUAAGGUGUGUCACGGACAAGCGCUGCCGCUGCUGCUGCUGCUGUUGCUGCUAAUGAUGACGAGGCUGUUGUUGUUGUUGUUGUUGUUGUUGUUGUUGUUGUUGUUGUUGUUGUUGAUGAUGAUGAUGAUGAUGAUGAUGAUGAUGAUGAUGAUGAUGAUGAUGAUGAUGAUGAUGAUGAUGAUGAUGAUGAUGAUGAUGAUGAUGAUGAUGAUGAUGAUGAUGAUGAUGAUGAUGAUGAUGAUGAUGAUGAUGAUGAUGAUGAUGAUGAUGAUGGUUAG